UUUUACUCUAUUGUCCUUGGCUUGGUACCAUCACAAAUUCAAACCACCUCCGUCACCAAGUUUUGCCUCCCGAUGGCAAUUAGGACUUUAGGAAGACCAAAAUUUCCCAUCCAACUAAAUUCAAUCCACAAUUUUAACCAAGAAUUCCCAAACCCAGUAUUCAAACAAUUCUCCACAGAUCCAAAAAAAGCCCUAACUUCGAUCCCGCGAAAAUCCCAUGAAAGGAACCUAAUUUCCCUUUCAGGUCUCUUUCGCAGGUAUGGUUUUCAACCCUCUCAAAUCAGCAAUUUCCUCAAAAGUAAUCAAUUUUUACUCAAUUUGAAGCCGUCCCAUGUCCAAAAGUCCCUCAAAAUUCUCUUAUCUUUGAAACCCUCACAAGAAUUUCUUUCUUCUGUUGUAUAUAGUUGUCCUAGUAUUUUAGACUUUGAUUUUCUUGAAAAAUGGGAAACCAAGUUUUCUGAUAUGGGAAUCUCUAAUUUUACAUCUUCAGCCAUCAGGAAUAUUUUUGAGGUUUCUAGGAGAUUUGAGUUGGGACCAGAUGAUGCUUUAAGGUGUGUAAUGUGUUUAAAAGGUUUAGGGUUUAGUGAGAGUACUGUGGUUAAUGUUUUGGAGGCAUUUCCCUUGGUGAUCAUGAUGGAUGAAGAUAGAAUUCGCGAUAAAAUGGUAUUCUUGAUGGAUAUUGGUUUUGAAAAAGAUGAUGUUGAUCGUAUUAUUCGCCUGUUUCCAUUUUCUAUGGCAUUUGAGGUUGGGAAAAAGAUGAAACCAUUGUUUGAUGAAUUUGAGGAUCUUGGUUUUAGCUUGGAUGUGGUUAGGUGGGAGGUCCUUAGAGACCCUCGAGUGCUUGGUAUGGAAGUUGGUGAGCUUACACAGUGUUUGAAAAUGCUGAGGAGUUUGAAAUGUAGAACUGUGAUUAAGGAGAAUAUUUUCCGUAUUGGAGCUUUUAGGGCCGGGUAUGAAGUGAAAAUGAGGGUUGAUUGUUUGAGGAAAUAUGGGUUGACAUAUAGGGAUGCUUUUACAGUGUUGUGGAAAGAGCCAAGGGCACUCCUGUAUGAGAUAGUGCACAUUGAGAAGAAAAUUGAUUUUCUUCUGCAAACUAUGAAAUUUGAUGUUUUCUGUCUGGUUCAAGUUCCAGAGUACUUGGGGGUAAACUUUGAGAAAAAGGUUGUGCCCCGAUACAAUGUGAUAGAAUAUUUGAGCUCAAGUGGUAGGCUUGGGGAUGAAGUAGGAUUGAGGGGCUUGAUUAAGCCUAGUCGGUUGAGGUUUUACAAUCUCUAUGUGAAGCCUUAUCCAGAGUGUAAGAAAUUAUAUGGGAGAUAUGCAGCAGCUGAAGUUAAAAGUAGGCAUCCAGCUGGAAUGUGGAAGCUUUUCCAACCACAAAAGCAUUCAGAAUCUAGAGAAGAUGUUGAAAACAUCAGUUCAGUAGAUGAUUGGAUGUGGGAGGCACUGUGCUUAUAUCAUGAAGAUACUUCCUGUCAUUGCAGGUUUACAAAGUUUUUUAGUUUCAGAAAUUUAGCAUGAUCCAUUUAUAGUAUGGACAUUAUUGGCCUAACAUAAGACAUAAAUAAAGGAAGGUAUGAAAUCAAUAUACAGCUACUGGUUUCAUUAGACAGUGGAAACUAUUGUAGUACAUGCUAUCAUCUGUGUACAGAUAUUUUUUUCCUCAUAUUCAUUAAUCUUGUGAUGUAUCUUAGCAGGGCAAUCAAAUAAUAUUCAGCCAAACUGCCAGAGAAUAGUUACUCAUGAUUGCUGAGGUGUGCAUGCGAGAAGAAUUCGAGUUAUUGGAGAAGUAACAUGUAAUGAUCGCUGCUCAUGGGAACCUUUGGGAUCAGUCAUAAUGUAUCUUGACAAAGCUAACUUCCCAAGAGGUUAUAUAGGUUUGGAACUUUCUACUGGUACACCCAUGCUUUACGAAUUCGAGGAUGGAAGCCUAAUUCAAAAGGGAAACCCAGAGGCACCAAUGCUGGGGUUCAUGCUUAACACUAGUGAGUAAUGAAUGUACUUCAACUUCAGAAAGAACAAGGCAGGGACGCUAUUUGAAGAUCAAAUGAAGCUGCAAAGAGCUCUCUAUAAAAUGAGAUGAUUGACUUUGAUUAGUGAGAGAAGUCGGCCUUGAAGAGUGACUCAGAAUCAUGUGUCAGUAUGUCAUACAAAGGCUAAUUCAGCAGCAUUUUUGUGGCAAUAUAGCUUUUGUUUGAGCAAGUAAUGAGACAAAUUCACUGAAAUUCUUUGAAUGCCAGCAAAAAUGAGGCUACAUCUUUACCAAAUGGUAACUGUUGGGGAGACUUGUCCACUUCAGUAACUGCAGAAAAUGUGUGUAUGUUUGUCUUGUUUUGUUUCUUAAGUGCUGGAACUGGUGGAUGAAGCUGUAGAUGCCGUAGGAAGAGUGGAUAGAUUUCUUGUUUGUCAAUUUCCAAUUUAUUUUCUUGUAAGAUUACAAAUAGUUUCUUAUAUGAUAUUUAUGCUCUUAUGAGUGUUUAUUUUGUACAAAACAAAGUAGAACCAGGAAAUAAGAGAGGUUCUUGAUUGGUGGAAAAAUAA
Messenger RNA from Coffea arabica (coffee), 2538 nucleotides. NCBI's taxonomy places the organism in Eukaryota, Viridiplantae, Streptophyta, Magnoliopsida, Gentianales, Rubiaceae. The record is from RefSeq and is a predicted model, not a curated record.